AGCUUCUCCCCAGCUCAACUGGUUAUUGCUCAGCGGCAGCUCUUACUCAUCUGAAUCUAGGUACCGGAACUCACUUUCCGGGAGCUUUGCAGAAGUAUCCACUGCUUUGCGUCGCUGAGUCUGCGGCAGAGACAGCUGUUCCCGUCCCACCGCCCACCCCUGCCCUGAACAAUGGUGAAGUACGGCCUCGACUACACGCGGUGCAGAUGGAUCCUACCCCUGCUCCUAGGCAUAGGAGUCAUCUUUGGUAUCAUUGCGCUGGCGGGCAGGGGCUGGCUGGAGUCGCAGACCUUGCCCUACGUGCAGCAAGCGUCGUUAUGGCAGAACUGCAGGAGGCAGGGUGGGGAAUGGAGCUGCGAGUCCCUCAUGGGUUACGCUUGGGGAAGAGCUGCUGCUGCGACAUACCUGGUUGGCUUUCUACUUCUAGUCAUCUGUUUUGCUCUGGCCAUCAUAGCAUUUGCCAUUGACACACUUCGGUUCAACUUCAUACGUGGGAUUGGAGGCUUACUUUUUGUGGCUGCUGUGUUCUCCAUCAUGGGCCUGGUCAUUUAUCCAGUAAAGUUCUCAUCUGAAAUGGAAAUGACAGGAAUUAAUAUGUUCAGCUGGGCCUAUGGCUUUGGCUGGACCACCGCCAUUAUGGAAAUAUGCUUGGGAUUCUUCUUCUGCUGCCUUCCUAACUAUGAAGAUCAGAUCCUGGGUAACGUCAAGCCCACAUAUUUUUACUCUUCCCCAUAAGCACCUGGAAAACUGUUUUCAUAUUCCAGAGAUAUCUGACAGACUAGCUAUGUUUUUCAGAAUAUUGUCAUCAGAUGUUAGUAGAAAAGGCUGGAAACUUUUCAAAUGUAAAAAAAUGGCACUGGCAUCUGCAAUAAAGUUAUUUACUCUAUUUUGGACCUUUAUAUCUGAUGUGGGUUGCUUAGAUAAAUUGUAAAUGUUAAAAGAUGUAGGUUUUCCUCAUUCGUUCCCAUGAGUGGGGUGCAUGUGGAUUCCAUUGCAUCUUCAAUACAGUCAUAUUUUUAAUUAAAUUUAGAAAAGCUUUUUAAACUGGCAAUUAACAGAACAAUGCGUUUCACCUUCCUGAAGGAAAGCAACUCACAAAAAAUCCCAUUUUAUAUGUAUCAUUUUUAAUCUAAAGAUUUUGCACAUUUUUCAAGAAGUAAAAUACCUUAAUCCACUGAUUAAGUGGUAAAUUAAUCAGCCAGCACUUCAUAACUUUGCUUCCAUUUUUCAUUCAUUCACUUAAGCUAUAAGGACAGGUUAAAAGAGGAUUAAAGUCACCUACUAAAGCCAGGAUCUUCACUUUUACCCAUCCAUAUGGAAUGUAUUUAUUUCUAAGUAUUAGCAAGAGUAAGAAAGGACCAUCAGUAAUCCCUUAAAAAUCCUGGCAUGCCAUUGCUGGUACCACUACAGAGUGGGCAGAGGCAGAGGGGAUUUCAAGCCACCCCUGCAAACUACAGACCUGGUUUGAUAAAGCUCCUGGUGUGGUUUUCUUCUUGGGCAUCUGACACUUUUUUUCUGCUGUAUCAAAACCUAUGGCUUUAAAAUGCUUUGUAAUAUGGUGCAGCUUUUUUAUCCAGUGUAGAAAGGUUGGGUAUGAUUCCCCUACACCUGAGGAGCUGAGCUGGAGCAGUGUGAGUGUAAGUAUCAAACAAUUGAUAAAAGGCCCUUUUUUCAUUCAUUUGUUGUUCUUAAGUAUUUUAAAAGUGGAAACUGCAUAUUGUCAUAUGUAACUGUAAAAUGCAUAAAUACACCUUGCCAUCUCAUACUAAAGCUCUCAAAGAGAAAAUCACAUCAUAAAACACCUUUCAGCAUGUUAUACUCCACAGUGCCUCAAGCCUAGAUAUAUUGCAAGCAAUGAAGUAUACUCAAGAUUCUGCUGGUUUCUGCUUUGUUAAACCUGACUUUAUAACAUCCAUUUAUUCUUAAAGGUGAAAAAAGAAAAAAGGAUAAUUUGUUAUGUGGAAAAGAAGUCUCAUCUAAACACUUAGCUACGGAGGUUUAUUAGCUUGUAACACAUCUGCAAUUUUUGUAACUAUGUAUGCUUUAUGAAAAGUGCCCUGCCAACUUUUCUUUACUCCAAAGGAUAAGAGGUAGAAAAUUUUUUAGUAAAACCUCUUGGUAGCUGAAAUCAAUAAAGGCACAGGGCUUCACCUGGGUUGUUUGGGGCUUUUGUUUGUUCAUUUGUUUAAGCAAUUAACUCCAUUCACUUCUAUGGAGUGUUUCUAACUUUGAUCAAUAAGCAUAAGAGAUG
Messenger RNA from Chiroxiphia lanceolata (lance-tailed manakin), 2251 nucleotides. RefSeq names its product p53 apoptosis effector related to PMP-22-like. Gene Ontology annotation, biological process: cell-cell adhesion. NCBI's taxonomy places the organism in Eukaryota, Metazoa, Chordata, Aves, Passeriformes, Pipridae. The transcript has 4 exons. Gene Ontology annotation, cellular component: membrane; cell-cell junction. The coding region runs from base 172 to 735 and encodes 187 amino acids. The record is from RefSeq and is a predicted model, not a curated record.